Molecule: messenger RNA, 540 nt
Organism: Microtus ochrogaster (prairie vole)
Lineage: Eukaryota; Metazoa; Chordata; Mammalia; Rodentia; Cricetidae
Gene: Rrp7a
Product: putative ribosomal RNA-processing protein 7 homolog B
Exons: 2
Coding region: 76-525 (149 amino acids)
Biological process (GO): ribosomal small subunit assembly; rRNA processing
Cellular component (GO): UTP-C complex; CURI complex
Molecular function (GO): nucleic acid binding
Source: RefSeq, a predicted model, not a curated record
UGUGUGUUUUGUAUCAAAGGAAGUCAGAAGAGGGUGCAUCUCUGGAGCUGGAGUUACGGGUGGUUAGAAGCCACCAUGUUGGAGCCUGGAACUGAACCUAGGUUUUCUGUAAGAGCAACCAUGCUCUUAACAGCUUUGGUCCCCAGGGUCUUUCAACCUGCCCAACAGCACACGCUUUCCCAGUGCAGUUUCUGUUACACCAGGUUCCCUUCUCCCUCAGAGUGGAUCAGUGACUACGAAGAUUCAGUGCUCGACCCUGAGGCCCUGAGGGUGGAAGUGGACACUUUCAUGGAGGCCUACGACAAGAAGAUAGCUGAGGAGGAAACUAAGGCCAAGGAGGAGGAAGGAGUCCCUGAUGAGGAGGGCUGGGUGAAGGUGACUCGCCGGGGCCGUAGGCCUGUGCUCCCUAGAACAGAAGCGGCCAGCCUGCGCGUUCUUGAGAAGGAGAAAAGGAAGCGUGCCCGCAAGGAGCUGCUCAACUUCUAUGCCUGGCAGCACCGAGAGACCAAGAUGGAGCGUAAGUGACACCUGAGGGCACCC